Molecule: messenger RNA, 5067 nt
Organism: Epinephelus moara (kelp grouper)
Lineage: Eukaryota; Metazoa; Chordata; Actinopteri; Perciformes; Serranidae
Gene: hdac6
Product: histone deacetylase 6
Exons: 27
Coding region: 99-3431 (1110 amino acids)
Biological process (GO): chromatin organization
Cellular component (GO): histone deacetylase complex
Molecular function (GO): zinc ion binding; histone deacetylase activity
Source: RefSeq, a predicted model, not a curated record
CAACGCCCCGAUGACGUCGCUCGGGCGCGACGUUGUUGGCGUUCAGUUGGCGCUCAGAGACAAACAGAGGAAGGAACAGGAGCUGCGGUGGAUCAGAGAUGCCGUCCGGAUCAGACUCCUCAGGAUCUGGACUGAAGUCAGUCAGACGAUCUCCUCGUCUGUCUCCUCAGAGCAGCAACAGCAGCAGCAGUAAAGGAAAGGAGGAGAGGAAAGGAGGAGGUGGUCUGCAGGAGGCGAAGAGGAGAGGGAAGAUGGAGAGGAGCAGAGAGGAGGACGAGGAGCUGAGCGAUAAACUGCAGACGCUGGAUCUGAGCAGCAGGUCAGCGGUCAGUGGAACAGGUCUGGUUUACUCUGAGAUCUUCACUCAUCAUAAGAACCUGUGGGACGACAGUCAUCCAGAAUGUCCCGACAGAGUGAUGUCCAUCAUGGAGGAGCUGAAGAGACAGGAGCUGCUGUCUCACUGCAUCAGAGUGGAGCCCCGAGAGGCCUCAGAGGACGAACUGCUGCUGGCUCACAGGAAGGAUUAUGUGGAAUUGAUGAAGUCGACUCAGAUGAUGACAGAAAGUGAACUUCAGACUCUGUCUGAGAAAUACGACUCUGUUUACCUCCAUCCUGAGUCCUUCCAGGUGAGUGUGUUAGCGGUGGGUUCAGUCUUCCAGCUGGUCGAUCAGGUGAUGACCUCUGACCUCAGGAAUGGAUUCGCUGUCAUCAGACCUCCAGGUCAUCACGCUCAGUCAAAUGAGGCAAACGGUUACUCUGUUUUCAACAACGUGGCGAUCGCAGCUCGAUACGCUCAGACCAGACACUCAAUCAGCAGGGUGUUAAUAGUGGACUGGGAUGUUCAUCACGGUCAGGGCAUCCAGUACCAGUUCCAGGAGGACCCCAGUGUGCUGUACUUCAGUGUCCACAGGUAUGAGCAGGGGUCUUUCUGGCCUCACCUGUCUGAGUCUGACAGUCAGUUCAUCGGCAGUGGACGAGCUGAAGGCAGAAACAUCAACCUGCCCUGGAACAAGGUGACUCAUCACUGUUCACUCCUCUCUGUUCACUCAUCACUGUUCACUCCUCUCUGUUCACUCAUCACUGUUCACUCAUCACUGUUCACUCCUCUCUGUUCACUNGAAGGCAGAAACAUCAACCUGCCCUGGAACAAGGGGGAGAUGUGUGUGAGUCCUCAGUGUUUCCAUGUUCUGACUCACAUGUUGAUGAGUUUGGCUGAAGGUCGACUCGUUCUGGCUCUCGAGGGAGGUUAUAACCUGCAGUCGACAGCAGAGGGCGCUGCAGCCUGUAUCAGAGCUCUGCUGGGAGGAGCCUGUCCUCCUCUGACGCCGCCCACAGCUCCGUCUGACAGCGCCCUGCAGUCGAUCUCUCAGACCGUCUCAGCUCUGUAUCCACACUGGGCCUCUCUGCAGACGCUGGAAGGCGGCCCAUUUGCUGAGGGGCGUGUCAUCAGAGCAACGACCAAUAAGCACAGCACAAAGCUGACUGACCAUGCCCCCUCCGUUACCACGACAACAGGUCUGGUUUAUGAUGAGAGUAUGAUGGAGCACCUGAACAUGUGGGACAGACAUCAUCCUGAACAGCCUCAGAGAAUCUUCAAAAUCUUCUCCAAACAUCAGCAGCUGGGAUUGGUCGACCGUUGCCAACGGAUACCAGCUCGCUUAGCAACGGAGGAGGAGUUGUCCAGGUGUCACAGUGUGCAGCACAUUGAGCAGAUGAAGGCCACAGCAGCGAUGAAGCCCAGAGAUCUGUACAAACUUGGAAACGAGUUUAACUCCAUCUACAUCAACAACCAGAGCUUCCAGUCUGCCCUGCUGGCUGCUGGGAGCUGUUUCACUGCAGUGGAGAGGAUCCUCACAGGACAGGUGAGUAACGGCGUGGCGAUCGUGCGUCCUCCUGGUCAUCACGCAGAGAAAGAUUUUCCGUGUGGUUUCUGUUUCUUCAACACGGCGGCGCUCACUGCUCGCCACGCCCAGAAAAUCUCCCACAAUGCACCACUGCGAGUCCUUAUCCUGGACUGGGAUGUUCACCAUGGCAACGGGACGCAGCACAUGUUUGAGGACGAUGACAGUGUCCUGUACAUCUCCCUCCAUCGCUAUGACAACGGGAUGUUCUUCCCGUCUUCGAUAGAUGCUGCCCCUGACAGAGUGGGCGUGUCCAAGGGGGCAGGGUUUAAUGUGAAUGUGGCGUGGAGUGGCGGGCGGAUGGGCGACUCCGACUACCUGGCAGCCUUUCACAGGGUUGUCAUGCCGAUCGCAACUGAGUUUAAUCCCGGCCUGGUUCUGGUGUCGGCCGGGUUCGAUGCAGCUCGGGGGGAUCCGCUGGGUGGAUAUCAUGUGACCCCGGAGGGAUACGCCCACCUCACACACCUGCUGAUGUCACUGGCGGGGGGGCGGGUCCUACUCAUACUGGAGGGAGGUUAUAACUUGACGUCCAUCUCUGACUCCAUGGCGAUGUGCACCAGCGUGUUGCUAGGAGAUCCCCCUCCCUCCUUGGUGUCGCCCCUCCCCCCUCCACAUCACUGUGCCGUGACAGCGAUCAACGAGGUCAUCCGACACCACGCCCCCUACUGGAGUUCGCUGAGGAUACACAUCCCAGAGUCUGUGCGGACGUCCCUACCCGCCCUGAAGCAUCGUGGGAAACGUAGUUCUAAAGGACAUGGAAGGAAGUCAGAGCAGAGCAGCGCAGACAAACCACCGCUGCCCCCUGCAGGAUCGGAUGAACUAUCAACGGAGGGUGGUCUGGAGCAGCUCACUCAGGGGUUGGCCAGUUUGGACAUCACUGAAACCUCAGCCAAUAACACUCCUGCUACGUCCACCCCCGUGGGCGGGGCCAGACCAAAGGUUCGCCCCAGCUCGGAGAAGGUCACCUGUGAAGGUGAAGUGAAGGCGGAGUCUUGUGACGUGACACCUGAGCAGAGCCAAUCAGCAACAAGUACCCAGCCUCAGGCUGUUGCCGUGGCAGCAUCAGAGUCGGUUGCCUCCGGAGACAAGGCUGCUGAUGGAGCGGGGGCAGAGCCAGAGACAGAGGGAGCGUGUGGUUGGUCGAAGCCUGAGACGUCUCUGGAGUUGAUUUCUGGAGGACAGACGGACACUCUGUUUGUGGUGGACCCUCUGCCCUGGUGUCCUCACCUGGAUGCUGUGAAGCCCCUCCCCCCCUCAGGUAUCGACAUCUUCCAGCCGUGUCAGGACUGCGGCUCUGACGCUGAGAACUGGACCUGUCUCACCUGCUACCAGGUGUUGUGUGGUCGUUACGUUAAUGAGCACAUGGUGAAUCACGGUGUUGUUUCUGAACACCCGCUGGUGCUGAGCUUCAGUGACCUGUCGGUGUGGUGCUACCUGUGUGAGGCCUACAUACACAACCAGAUUCUGUUUGAAGCUAAAAACGCUGCUCACUGCGCCAAGUUUGGAGAAGAGAUCCCUCCAUGGAGCUGAGAGGAGGAAGAGGAGGAGGAGGAGGAGGUGGAGGAUGGUGUAAAAACCUGACACUGUUACUGUCUCUCUCCCUUUGGUGUGAUUGGACUGUUGCGUUGCCAUGGAUACAGCACACCAGCAGUGGUGCUUUGUGGGAAACGUAGCGAUGUCUGCGGAGUCUCACAGCUGCCAAAAAACAAACAAACGAAGUGUUUUUAUUUUUUUAAAUCCAGAUUGGUGCUGAUCAUCUUCAUCAUCUCCAUCAUCAUCAUCAGCAGGCCGUCGGUUCAGUUCCCUGAAAAUGUGACGAAUCACCAGCAGACUCUGGGUGCUUUUAUUCUGAAAAAAUACUGAGCAGAAACAAAGUUUAUCGAACAAAAAGAGCCGAUGGAGGAGUAGUGAUGAUGUCAUCAGGAGGUCACGCCCACAAACAGCUGCUCAAUAACAACAAAAAUCUGCAGUUUUAUUUUCAUUUAUUAACUACAGGAAGUUUAAACUGAGAUCAGCCGGAGGAGAAAAAUAAAAGUUCAGUAAAAUAAAUAAUCAGAACAGGAAGUGAGAAAAUAAACGCUCGUAGAAACAGACGAGUUGUCUGCGUCAUUUGAAAUUGUUUCUGUCUGUAAAUCAUUUAGACGUUUCAGAAGAUGCCUGAAAAACAAGGUGUUUAUUUCGCUCGUUGUAAAAGGCAAAAACACCAAAAAACAACUGGAUGAGGAGACGAGUCAGAGUUUGUGUCCGUGAACGCAUCAUGUCGUUCCGACUGGUUUAAAAACAAAGAAUAAAACAGGAAGUUUGUUUCAGACAGAAAAAACAUGGAUGAAAAGUUUUAAUAACCAGUUUCUGUUGAAGACGAGAUUUUGAAAUGUCCAGAUAAUUUUUACUUUUUAAUUUUCAGUUUUCUUUUGAACAGAAGGACGUCCUCACUUCAGGUGCGUUUGAUUUUUACACCUAAGGAACAUUAUUUUAUUGAAAACAGAGUUGUGUCAGUGUGUAGCUGCAGACUGAGAGUUUAAUUAUCAGGUCUGCGCUUUAAUUUGAAAAGUCUGAACAUUUAGUUUCCUGUCAGCAAAGUUCAACAUAUGAAGACGUUCAAUCUUUAAAGCUGCGGACGGAAAUAUACAAGAGUCAGAAGGUCCUGUGUCUGAGGUGCGUUUGAUUUAAAGACUGAGGGACGGUGAAGGCAGUGUUAAGGUGGAGACAACAGGAGUUUUGUGUGUUGUGCAAUAUUUGUGUUUGUAAAUGUUUUAUUACUAUUAAAAUGUUUGUAUGUAUCUUUGUUUCCUGCUGAUGUCACUCAUUAAUAAUUAAUUUUAAUUUUCCUGUACUUUACUUGAGUAUUUCUAUUUUCUGCUACUUUAUAUUUUUACUCCACGUCUCAGGGGAAAUAAUUUCACUGCACUACAUUUAACAACAAUAACAAUAAGUAAAUACACCCUGUAGUCUGAGUACUUUUACUUUUGGUACUUUCAGUAUACUUUGAUGAUGAUGAUAUUCUGAUACUUUUGUACUUUUAUCAGUAGCACAAAGUAAUAAUUUAAAUGCAGGACUUGUUCUCAAAAGCUUAAUGACAAAGUAAUAGAUUACAUGUAGUGCAGUACAUGUGUAUAAUGUAUUACUUACAGUGGUAAUUUUGGUAACUGAAGAGUAAAAGUACCUC